GUCUUCAGUUAAAGUUUCAUCCAUCAUCAUGAGCCACAGCCCAGAGAGGAUGUCCUCGUACCGUCGCUGCUUUGAGAGCACAUCUGAAAGUCAAAUUCGGGUGUCCAGCCCAUCUCCCACCCGAAAGGAGACCCGCCACAGGUCAGCCAGCUUCAACAGGAAUGUAGGGUGGAAAGGACCAGGCUGCAGAGUCCUCACCAACAAGCCUCGUCUGACCAGCAGUGCUAGUAUGGGCACGCUGUGCUUGGAUGUGACUUCUGGCCACGGAGCGAAUUUGGAUCUGGAUGCGACUGCAGCACAGAACCGGGCAUUCAAGCUGACUCGCACCAAUGAGAGGCAGGAGAUGGUGGUGCUCAAUGAUCGCCUGGCAUCUUACAUUGAAAAGGUUAGAACACUGGAGUCCAAGAACAAGCUGCUGGAAGCCGAGAUUGAGGCCUUGAAAAGUGCUUUUGAGAGAACAGCCGGUCUCAGGCAGCUAUAUGCAUCACAGCUAAAGGAACUGAACAGGGAAGCUGAGCAACUGAAGGAGAAAAGGGAUUCGUCUUUGCCAUUGAAGGAGGCACUGUCCUGUCAGCUGGAAGUGCUGAAGUCUAAAUAUGAUGAGGCUCUGGAAGCCAGGAAGCAGACAGAGCAUCACAUUGAGACUCUGCGUCCGGAUGUGGACAAAGCCACUUCAGCUAGAAUUAAACUGGAAAAGCAGCUGGAGAACCUGGAGGCUGAGCUGACCUUCCUGCAGAGAGUUCAGAAGGAGGAAGUCGAUGAGCUGAUGCAGCAGAUCUAUUCAGCUGCCUCAAAGAUGGACUUAAACUUCGACCUCCCAGAUCUUUCCUCUGCUCUCACACAAAUUCAGUUUGAAUAUGACAGCAUUGCUGCUAAGAAUCUGCAGGAAAUGGAUGCUUGGUAUAGAUCAAUGUUUCAGGACAUGAGCGAUGCGUCAUCCAAGCACGCUCAAAGUGUUCGGAGUCUGAGAGAGGAAAUUGCUGCUUAUAGAAAGGAUAUUCUGAGCAAGGAGCGAGACUUGGAGUCACUAAGGGCAAGGAAUGAGUAUUUGGAGACGCAUAACCGUGAUGCCAAGGAGAAGCAGAAGAAGCUAGAGCAAGAGUUGGAGGAGCGUAUUGAGGCAUUUAAACAGGAUCUGAAGCUCUCCAAGCAGAAGACUGCUCUGCUGAUGAGGGAAUAUCAGGACCUCCUAAAUGCCAAAAUGACAAUGGAGAUCGAGAUCGCCACCUACAGAAAGCUGAUUGAGGGAGAAGACAACCGUCUGAGCACCAUUGUUGGGAAGCUGCCUCUGACUGACCACCUGCCUCUCACAAACAGGCCCUCUGACCGUUUAUCAUCACUCACCCCCGUUACAGAGUCUUUGAAACUUGAAGGCCCCGAAUGCGCAUUCAACGCCAAAACACCUCCAGCUGCCGUUUCUAUAGACAACCCGGGUGACGGGAACCCGCAGGCAACUGAGAAGUCUGAGAGGAAGACUCUCCUCAUCAGGACAGUUAAAACAGACGAGGACACCUAUGUGAGCGACACACAGCAGUGCACCAUCUCUAUUUCUGGAGCUGCUGAGGACACAGAUGAAGAAUAAAAGUCUGGAUGUGUGAUGUGUUGCAAAAUUAUGUUCCCCACGCUUUCAUUACACUCUGAAAAUCCUGGAAAUCUGCGCCGUCCUUCACAAGGAGGAAGAAACCACGCUUUUGUAUGAAAUCUGACCUUUUUAAUAACUCACUGACUCCAGGUGCUUUUACGUCCGCUUAGGAC
Messenger RNA from Poecilia reticulata (guppy), 1755 nucleotides. RefSeq names its product notochord granular surface (gene ngs). Gene Ontology annotation, cellular component: cytoplasm; intermediate filament. Lineage: Eukaryota; Metazoa; Chordata; Actinopteri; Cyprinodontiformes; Poeciliidae. Gene Ontology annotation, biological process: intermediate filament organization. Gene Ontology annotation, molecular function: structural constituent of cytoskeleton. The record is from RefSeq and is a predicted model, not a curated record.